Hemibagrus wyckioides is the source of this 4024-nucleotide messenger RNA. RefSeq names its product neuronal pentraxin 2a (gene nptx2a). The record is from RefSeq and is a predicted model, not a curated record. The transcript has 5 exons. The coding region runs from base 287 to 1747 and encodes 486 amino acids. Lineage: Eukaryota; Metazoa; Chordata; Actinopteri; Siluriformes; Bagridae.
UCGAGCAUAUAUUAAUGCGUAAAGCCGCGGUGAGGCUAGCUGUCUCUCUGCAGCAUCAGAGACUGGGAAGUAACUGUGAGGUGGAAUAUUUAUCCAAGUAAUCACUGUAUAACUCCACUCUUCGGAUAUUUUUUCCAGAUCAUAUUAAGCAAUCGUUCUUACGUUUUGUUUGCAGCUGAGAAACCGACACUUGCUGAGCGCUGUACAAAAAGAGGCAUUAUUGGUUUGGCUUUAAAGUACUUCUUUGAUAUAUUGCUUCUUUUUUUUUACAGGCGACACAAAUUAGAUGUUAGUGACUUUUCAUGAAGAAGACCGUUUUCUUGCACUUUUUCUUUUAAAAAAUAAAAGCAGGGCUUUUUGGACACUCCAAGCGUACGCGCUCGUGACAAACAAACUGAACCGCUUCUCACGCGCCGCAGCUAUGAUCGCGCUCUUUACUGCGCUCCUGUGCGCUCGCGCGCUGGCUGCUGGAAACCUUGCGGUUGCUGAUGGCCAGCCUCAGGGCGAGCGUUUCGUGUGCACCGCCGUGCCUGCGGGCGCCGACCUCAGUUGCCCGGUGGACACGGAUAACCGCGUGCAGAGCGCGAGUCCGCAGGAGGACGAGUUCAGGAGCACGAUCGUGCAGCUCCGGGAGACCGUGCUGCAGCAAAGGGGGACCAUUGCGAGUCAGCAGGGCACCAUUAAGGAACUCAACUCCAAACUUUCGCGCUGCGAGGCCGCGGCGCAAGACGCGCGAGACAGCAAGUGGCGUGGAGGCGCGCGCAGAAAGGACUUCGGUAAGAACACCAUGGGCGAUCUGCCGCGCGACCCCGUGGAAACCAUCGAGCAGCUGGGCAAGACCAUGCAAGGGCUGAAGGACCGGCUGGAAAACUUAGAGCAGCAGCUGCAUGCCAAUGCAUCUGGUGCGCCGUUCCCCAACGAGCUGCGUGACCUGCUAAAGCGGCGGCUGGGGGACCUCGAGAGCCAAUUGCUGAGAAGAGUAGCAGAGCUUGAGGAGGAAAAGACACAGCUAUACAAUGAGACAAUAGCCCACCGGCAGCACACAGAGAACACACUCAACUCGCUGCUGGAGAGGAUCACAGAGCUGGAGAGAAGUAACAGCGCAUUUAAAUCCCCAGAGGACUUCAAGGUUUCCCUGCCCCUGCGCACAAACUACCUCUAUGGCCGCAUCAAGAAGAGCCUACCAGAAAUGUACGCCUUCACCAUGUGCAUGUGGCUCAAGUCCAGCGCUAGUCCUGGAAUUGGAACGCCAUUCUCCUAUGGAGUCCCUGGGCAAGCUAAUGAGAUUGUGCUAAUAGAAUGGGGUAACAAUCCCAUCGAGCUACUUGUCAAUGACAAGGUGGCUCAGCUGCCUUUAUCAGUAGGCGACGGGCGAUGGCAUCAUAUCUGUAUUACCUGGACGACCAGAGAUGGCUUCUGGGAGGCCUAUCAGGAUGGCGAGAGGCUAGGCACUGGGGAGAACUUGGCCCCAUGGCACCCAAUUAAACCUGGAGGUGUGAUCAUACUGGGCCAAGAACAGGAUAUUGUAGGGGGAAGGUUUGAUGCCACACAGGCUUUCGUAGGAGAGCUAAGCCACUUCAACAUGUGGGAUCGGGUUCUCCGCCCCACAGACAUCUCUGGCAUGGCUAACUGCUCGGCCUACAUGCCUGGCAACGUAGUGCCCUGGAUAGACGCCAAUGUCGAGGUCUUCGGAGGAGCUACAAAAGCAGCACUGGAGAUAUGCGAGGACCGUCUUUUUGACUCAUAAAACUGACCCUUCCUAUAUGGAUCCAAUAUUAUUUUUCAGAGGUAAAACACCUCACCAUGCUGCUUUGGGACCAUUGUGGAGAGACAGUCGUUUUAUGAAACAGUAUUCACUGUGCUUAUAUCAUUCUCUCUGGUGGACUUCUCCUCUGUUUUGCUGUUUCUUUUUGUUGUCAACAAGGUCAAUGAUCGAAGUUAUUGUGGUGUGUGAAAUGUGUGAAAAAAAAAAGAAAAAGAAAAGAAAAACAUUCUGAACAUUCCAGUUAAAAAAUAUUUGAACAUGUACAAGCUUAAGCUUCUUGUCAAUGUUAGAUAUGUUUUUGUGUUGCACACGACUUAAAAAAAAGUAUAAAAAAAAAAGCAUAGAAUUUAUUCUGAGCAGAGGAAUCACUGGAGAGUGGAGUGCUGCUGUAUGAUCGAACUGCAUGAAGGCUUACAUUUGAAUUCAUUUUAAUGUCCUGUAUUUGUAGAAACAAGCAUUUAAUGCACCUUCAGUAAACAGGGCUUGAGCGGAAGCACUCCGCUCUUUAUAACAUGCAUGAAUGAAAAAUUCUGUUCAAAUAUGCAAAGCUCUCUACGCACCCAAAUGUGACAGGAUACAAUCGAUCAGGAGCUUAGUGGAAGGGUGCAUACGCUUUCUAGAGCGUUCUCUGGAGGAUAUGGAAAGGGAGAGAUGUUGAAGAAUAUUUCAAAGAAUGUUCACCUUCGAUUGUUUUUCAAAAUACUAGCUUUAUGAAUAAAACUGUCACAGAAACUUUUUAUACAUUUUUAUAAAUGGGUUUUUGUCAAGGAAGAUGAGUCUGACUUGAACCAGAAUAACUGUGUAGCCCGUAAUUCUGUUUGUGGUCUUCGGAAAUUCCAGACCCUCUUUAAAUAGCUAUGAUGAUAAACAUAAGAAGGUUGUGUCAGAUGGAAACGUAAUUAUAUCAGAAUUAAAGGCAAACUUUGAUUUUCUGUACAUUUACAUUAAAAUUGAACGUUUUUUUUUGGGGGGGGGGGGUUGCUUAUGUUUGUAUUUAUUUUAAUUUCGUUACAUUUAUUUAAUGUUAUUUAACGUUACGUUUCUACGUCUCACAAUUAUGUUUGAUGAUCAUUUUCAGAUUUCGUCACCUCCGUGAACCUCUAUAUGCACUUCUACUUUGCAGCAAAUAAGAGGAUUAAGUCAUUGAUUAUUUUUCUGUAUACUGGGGCUUAAUUGGGAGCAAAGAAAGUAAACUAGAUGAAAAUAAAGAGCUGAUUUGUAAAUUCUUAUUAUUUUAUUACAUUAUGAAAUAGUAAUGCACUGGGGUCUCUGUUUACCCCCAAACAAUGAGCAAGCAAGAGAAAUCUCAACUCAACAUAGCUGGUAGUCUGCUAGAGGAGAUGGAUGUGGAUAUAAAAAACACUUGUUUAAUGAUGUACAAAGCACCGAAAAAAAAAGAAAAAAAAUCCAAUAAGCUUUUUUUGUGGUGAUAUAAAAGAAGUAUUGAUGGAUUUUAAUGAAAUAGAGGUUGCUUGCAUUCUCUUCCUUUACGACGACAGCUAGGUUGAAUGCAUUAUCCCCUCAAAAGCUGAAAGAGCACCAUGCAUUAUUUUUGUACAGAGUCCAUUAACGCUUGCUCGUUUUAGAGUAUUUAUUGAACUGUACAGUGAUGCUUCAAUAAAGCUGUGCAAUAGCUACGCCGUGUGAGAGUUUAAUGUAUACCGAGCUUUCUGUCAGGUUUUCUACAUGCUUUUGUGGCCUACUACACCACUAGGACCUGCCAGGCCUCUAAUGGAUCUGUGUUCAAAUGUAGGAAGGAUGGUUGGAUGUGGAUGUGUUUAUAUGCUGUAGAGCGAAAAAGUAAGCCGUCACGUUUGCUUCUUAUGCGGUAAGCAAGCAGAAAGUAGUUUUUUUUUUGUUGUUGUUGCCACUUGCUGGCCCGUGUCCUUUAAGAAUGAGAGAAUACUGGUAUAAAAUAAUGCAGAUGGUUUGGAGAUGUUUUUUCUUUUGGUUACUGAAUGUGUGAGCAUUUUCAUUUGAACAACUGACUCUGUUGUCAGUGAACAAAGCUAUUAUCACUGUGUAUGGAAAAAAUGAUGAAACGUAAAGAUUUAUGUCAUUUAUGUUAUAUCUGUUUUGACUAAUUAUCUGUUUUUUUGUUGCUGUUGUUGUUUUUUAUUUCUGGAAAACUGAACGGCCUUUUCUGAGCACCACCGCUUUCUUAGUUUUGUCAAGGAUUUUGUCAAGGAUCAGUCUUUAUUUCCUGAUAUGGAACAACACACAAUUCAGUGUUGAAAUGUGGUUGAAUAUCCUUUUGCA